Aureococcus anophagefferens is the source of this 1047-nucleotide messenger RNA. RefSeq lists its product as hypothetical. Gene Ontology annotation, molecular function: ATP binding; ATP hydrolysis activity. The record is from RefSeq and is a predicted model, not a curated record. Lineage: Eukaryota; Pelagophyceae; Pelagomonadales; Pelagomonadaceae. The annotation marks the transcript as partial. The transcript has a single exon.
CCGCCGCUCCUCAUCCUCGACGAGGCCUUCGACGGCCUGGACGAGGCGUCGCGGGACGCGCUCGCGGCCGCGCUCGCCGACGAGGCGCCGACGAUCGUCCAGGUCGCGCACCGCCUCGAGGACGUCGAGGCCGUCGCGCCGACGAAGGCCGUCGUGCUCCGCGGCGACGGGUCCGCGGCCGUCGGCGACUGGGACGCGGUCCGGGGCGAGGCGCUCGCGGUCCUCGAGCGCGAGGGCGACGCGGUGAAGACCGCGCCGCCGCCGCGGCCGGACCCCAAGUCCGUCGGCCGCGGCGCGCGCAAGUCCUGGGGCCGGCGGAGGGGCGCGUUCGACGGCGAGCCGUCGCGCGAGGUCGUGCGCUUCGACGGCGUCUCCGUCGACUACGGCGGCCGCCGCGUCUUCCCCGGCGGCCUCUCGUUCUCCCUGCGCGCGGGCGAGUGGAUCGCGGUGACGGGCCCCAACGGCUGCGGCAAGUCGACGCUCGUCGACCUGAUCACGGGCGACAACGUUUUAGGGUUCCGCCAGAACCUCACGCUCUUCGGUCGCCGAAAGGGCUCGGGCGAGUCCAUCUGGGACGUGAAGCGGCAGAUCGGAUUAUUAUUUCCGCGGUCCCACGAAGACUACCUCGCCUACGCGGACCCCUCGGGCGGCCGCGGCCUCGGCAGGAGCGGCGCGGGCGCGUCGUCGAGGGACGUCGUCCUGUCGGGCUUCUACGACUCGGUGGGCCUCUACGACGCGCCCGCGCCCGGCCACGCGGCCGUCGCCGACGCCUGGGUCGACCGCCUCGGCAUCGGCGACCUCGUCUCCGACGAGCCGGGCUCCUUCGGGCGGCUGUCGCUGGGCCAGCAGAAGCUCGCGCUCCUCGCGCGCGCGCUCGUCAAAAGCCCGCGGCUCCUCGUGCUCGACGAGCCGACGCACGCGCUGUCGCGCAUGAGCCGCGGCCGGUUCCUUAGCGCGCUCGCGGCCGUGCGCGACGAGCCCGACGUCGCCGUCCUCUACGUGACGCACCGGCGCGACGAAAUCGCCGCGCUCGCCGUGGACCGCGUC